GCUACACAGAUACGGUGACGUCACCAUCGAAGCACUGAACUAAAACAAUCAACCUCACUCGACCACUGCUCUCCGACUGGACCGUGUGGCUAAUAGAUAACAAAUAUAUACGUCUGCUGAAGAAUAAAUACGUAGGGUAUAUUAAGCUAAGCGGGUGUUAAUAGUAUUCUCUUUUUGGUAAGACACGGCGCCACUAUUCAUUCUAUAGCCCUCGUUACAGAAGCCUGGUGUCAUCGCGCAACCUCUCCCUGAAAGCAUGUCUUCUAAGCCCAGUGACGAACUAGGUUCGGAGGGGAAAUGGUUCGGGGACGAUUAUGAGAGAAAUGGCCUGUUUGGAAGUACCCCACCCCGGUUUGACGAGCUACGUGACGAAUUUAAGCCGAAAAGCGGAGGGGACACGGGCGACCUGGAUCAACAAUUCCAUCAAUUUCUGGACGAUGGGAAAAGGCCCCCAGUUGCUAUGGAAACUGCAUCUACAGAUGACCCGAUGUCUGGACUCUUCCAGAAGCCAAUGAGUGACGACGGUGACCUGUACACCUCCCUGCUGUCCAAUCAGGGCCACCGGUACGACCAGGAGGGCUCCUCAGGCUCCUCCCCCUCCCAGGAGCGCUCCACCAUCGACUCCUACGGCAUCUUCAGCUCCAAGAUGACCUCUGACCUGUCUGACCUGGAUGACCUUCCCAAGUCCCUGCUGGGUUCUGAGAAGACCGAGUCCUACAACUACAUGGACAUCAGCCACGGAGACGAGCAGAGCUCCAAGCGGGCCCAGCCCAGCCUGGGGGACACGGGCCCCUCCGGCGGAGACUCCCUGGGCAGCUACAUGGAGAAGAACCCCGGAGGAGAGGAGGAGAGCCUGGGCCCGGCGCUGGACUCGCACUCCUUCCCCUACGUGGAGGAGCCGUCAGACGAGGAGCUGUCCGACUACCGCUCCUACCGCACCCUGGGCACCCCGCAGACGGCCAGCCCCGUCAAGAUCACCCUGACCGAGUCCCGCCCUCCCGUCGCCAAGGACGACCCGGCCCCGCUGCAGACCGCCGUGUCAGACCGCGACAACAUCCUCAGCCUGGGCCUGCAGGGCGUUCCCACGGUUACCCUCUCCGAGCCGGAGGACGAGAGCCCCACAUCCUCGCCCAACGCGUCCCCGACAGAGAAAGAGUCUCCGUCUCAUGACAUGUUCCAGUUUGGACGAGGGAAGUCAGCGGGCGGCGACCCGGCUCCAGGAUCCACCCAGCCCUCCUCCAUGGCAGCCUCCAGGGACCAGGACGGCAGCAGUGCCGAGUCCGGGGACUCGGAGAUCGAGCUGGUGUCUGAGGAGCCCUUCUCUCGCCCAGCCGCGCCCUCCUCCGCCACCAGCACCAACAACCCCUUCGAGCCGCCCCCGAGCAACAAGGGCACUUUCAGCCCGGCGGGCAACCCCUUCGACAGCACCCCCCCGGUUAAGGGCGGCCUGGGCUUGACCGGCCACCCCGCCCCGCCCUCGGCUUACAGCAUCCUGCGGGAGGAGAGGGAAGCAGAGCUGGACAGCGAGCUCUUUAUCGAGUCUGCGUCUGAGGAGAGCCCGAAGAGAGAGCAGGGCAGCGCGGGGCCCAAACAGGGGGCCCCCUCCCCCCUGAUCCCCCCCACCACCACCCCAAGCCCCACCCCGGCCCCGGCCCGCAGCAGCCCACAGCCCGCCCCCGCCGAGCCAUUGGCUAGCUCCCUGGUGAAACCCUCCAAUGACAAGAGCAAGAGCCCCACCAAGAUGGAGGAGGAUCGUCCCAGCAAGCCCAAGCCGCCCACGGCUGCCGUGCCCCCCGAGGUGCGCCCCCUGGAGGACCUGGGGGGUAAGAGCCAGCUGGCCGGCGAGGGGAGGGGAGACCAGGGGAAGCCCGACGCUCCAGUCUUAAUGAAGGGCUUCGACAAACAGAAAGCCAUUGACCUGCUCUACUGGAGGAAUGUGAAGCAGUCGGGAGCCGUGUUCGGCAGCCUGCUGCUGCUGUUCUUCUCCCUGACCCAGUUCAGCGUGGUCAGCGUGGGGGCCUACUUAGCGCUGGCCGCCCUCUCUGCCACCAUCAGCUUCAGGGUCUACAAGUCCGUGCUGCAGGCCGUGCAGAAGACCGACGAAGGCCACCCAUUCAAGUCCUAUCUGGAGGUGGACAUCGCCCUGUCCCAGGAGCAGAUCGGUAAAUAUGCUGAAAAGGCUCUGCUGUACGUCAACACCUGCAUUAAGGAGCUCCGCAGGCUGUUCCUGGUCCAGGACCUGGUUGACUCCCUCAAGUUUGCCGUGCUGAUGUGGCUGCUCACCUACGUGGGAGCUCUCUUCAACGGGCUGACUCUGAUGAUCCUGGCUGUUGUGUCCAUGUUCAGCAUGCCCGUGGUCUAUGAGAAACACCAGGCACAGAUUGACCAAUACGUGGGAUUAAUACGGACCCAGGUCAACUCCGUGGUGGGGAAGAUCCAGGCGAAGAUCCCUGGGGCCAAGCGAAAGGAGGAGUAGAGGUCGUCUCUGCGUCAAGUGAACAGUCCAGUUCAGCUCAGAGGCCGGCAGCUUGCUCAUUGUUGGAAAGCCUAGUCAUUCUCUGUGGAGGGUAGUACUGUUGUGUCAUCUAUACUGUGUUCUCUAAAACCAUCCCCCAGAGAACCCAAUCACUCCCCAAACCUGUCUUUAGCGGUUAACACACUAACACAGUCGUUCAUGGUCAACGUCCUACGUCUAUGUAGACAAGUACACGAUUCAAAAAUGAAACAAAAAAAAGAACCAGCUUUUUUUUGUGUGUUGCUUGUUAUUAAGUGCAUGAAGUUGAGCCUUGAGUAAAUAAUAUUUGAUAUAUUUCGUGCAGUUUUACUACGCUAUUUUGUUUCUGCAGUGCUUACAACAAAUGUAUGGUUUGGCACAAAAAAAACGAUAUGCCCACAGAAAUGCUCUGCUACCAAUGUUAAAUACUGCUUCAUGUUUCUGAGUUAGGAUGUGGGGCUUCUCUCGGUAUACUGUAUGUCAAUAUAUAUAAAUAUCAAAUGAUUUCCUUUCGGUGUUUUCAAGCACAAAAUAAUUUGACAAAACGCGUCUUAGAUGUGGUAAUUGUAGUUUUUUUGCUUUUGUAUAACUAUAAGGAACUAUACACAAUCUCAUGUUUUAGGUACUGUUGUUCGACUACCAUGAAGACAAGAAGUAUCUGACGAUAUUUAGCUUGUUUGAAUUAACUGUCCAACUUUGUACUAUGUUCAACUAUACUCAAUGUAGUUCUUAGACUCUGGACUCUUUAACUAUUUGCACUCACAGUAUGUAUUUAAUUACAGAAUAAGACAAAUAAAUGUUCCUUGAUGUAUAA
Molecule: messenger RNA, 3308 nt
Organism: Osmerus eperlanus (European smelt)
Lineage: Eukaryota; Metazoa; Chordata; Actinopteri; Osmeriformes; Osmeridae
Gene: rtn1a
Product: reticulon 1a
Exons: 9
Coding region: 257-2476 (739 amino acids)
Biological process (GO): brain development; endoplasmic reticulum tubular network formation; neuron differentiation
Cellular component (GO): endoplasmic reticulum membrane; neuron projection; postsynaptic density
Source: RefSeq, a predicted model, not a curated record